UACAUCUUCAUCACCGUCUUGCAUCACUUGUAUACUUCAGAUCGCAUCGCAUCGCAUCACAUCGCUGGCUCGACAGUACUCUGCUCUUCAUUACGAUUACGACAAGGUAACGCAGCAUCAGUCUCACGAAUACGAGCGAUCACUUUCGUCGAUAGACAACAGCAUACCAGCAUCAGCACUUAGUUCAACCUCAGCACAGUCAGCUCAACACCACAAGGUUCAGACGAGCAUUAAAUAGUCAUUCAGGCAGCAUCAAGGCAUUCGAACCCGACGCAACUCAAGAUCACGAUAUGUCCAUCACUCCUCGCCACCUCGCCGGACUCGCCGGUAACUACACCUUUGCCGACGAUCACCCCACUACUUCUACUACCUUGAUUACGAAACCCAGAUCGCAAUCUCGACCCAUCUCCCGGACGGAUCUUGCCAGAAAUACCGUCUUACCCCUGACCCCGCCUUCGAGCGACAAUGACAACGAGAGACCAAAACCGGGCGUCGCGGGCGAGGUUCCUUUGUCUACAUCUUCAGCUCGGCUGGUACUAGGACGGGUCAAGUCGGAGUCGAAAAAGGACAAGGACAAGGGGAUGAGGAUGAAGGGGGAGUCAGGUGGGGUUGAGGUCAAGGUUCGGGAUUUCGGGAGGAAGGUUAUCGUUGAGGAGGAAGAGCAAGAAGAUCAGGAUCAGGAUUACGAGGAGAAGGUGCAGAUUGGAGAUACGAAAGGUCUUCAGGAUAUUACGACGUCUGUCCCGAUCAGUACGGAUCUGCAGAAGCUAUCGGUCCCUUCAGCGGCAUCGACAACCGUAGCUACAUCAAUAUCAACAUCUCCAUCAACAACAGCACCGGCACCAGCGUCGACAUCGAACUCGCUCAGACGUACCCGACUCAUUUCCAAACUCGGACGCGAAAUGUACCUCUACCGGCUCUCUCACAUGCAAGCCAUUCGAUCGGGUGGUCGACGGAGGAGAUGGAUCGCUCCCGGUCAAGUGAAGGUCUUGAAGGCGUUGAUUGCCCUGGACGAGAAGGAGAGGGGGAGAGUAGAGACGCGAAACCCUACGGGCAGGAGUGCCGAUGUCAAGGCACAGGAGGAUCAGGACGAAGUGGGGGACCUCUUGGUUAGCCAUCUGAAAGGGCUGUUACGAGCCAAGACACCGGUCUUGAGCGAAUCGCCCGUCCCGGUCACCCCAGCUCCGACCGAGCAGAUCAAGGUCGAGGUUGAAGAGGAAACCACCGUAUCGUUACCCCGGAUCAACUUUCCUCCUAUCACCUUCACCUUGGACCGUGAGACGCUCCCGACUCCCACAUCCAACCCCAUUCGAUACCCACGAGGAUACAUCCCACCGGCAAAUACUUUCCAAUCGUCCGCCGAGGAAUCUACAGCGGAAGAAGUCAGUGUAGAGUUUAUCAAGCCCGUCCCCAAGGUGAUCAAGGUCUUGCAGGGGAUGACGGGGAGGAUGAGGGAAAAGUUCGCAGGAGAAGCUUGGGUGAGGAGGUUGGACGAUGAGGUUCAGGCGGGAUUGGUCGAGGACGAGGUCAAGGUCGAGUCUGAUACCGAGGCGGAGACGGACUCUGGGAUCAGGCAGGUCAGGGAUGAGGUGGAGAGGUUCUUGGUCGAUGGGAAGGAGGGUGAAGUCAGGUGGGAAGAGGGUGUCGGGAGGUUAAUCAGUCAGGUCAAGGUCGAGGAGGGCAGUGAGGUGUUUGGGGAUGUCUAUGUCUUUCUCGAUCACUCAAACAUCCACCACGGGAUGAUCUCCACCCUCGUCUCCCGCCCUCUACCCAACCUGACAGUCGGGACCAAGAAGAUCCUCAACAUCCCCAUCCUCUCGCUCCUCAUGUUGCGAGGACGUCGACCAGCACGUGACGGUAUGCACCUCGUCGCCAGCGCACCGUUGACGCAAGGGUUGGACGGGGCGGUCAAGAUGGGUUGGAGGUGUUGUGUCUUGAAACGGGUCGAGGUCGAUAGGAAGCCCGGCGAUGGGACCAGUGAAAGCGAGGACAAGGAGAGGGAGAGGGAGAAGGUGCCCGUCAAGGGGAAGAAGGGAGGGAAGAAGACUUGGACGUCGGCUAUCGUCAAGGACGAGACCGAGGCCACGACUACAGGAACGGAUUCGGACACUCCGGCCGUCACCCGACCUCUAGUCCUACCCAACCUGAACGACCCGUCCAUCACCUCCCGGCGAAUGCGGGAACAAGCGGUGGAUGAGCUUCUCCACCUGCAAAUCCUCCAGACGCUGCUCUUCUCCCCUCAACCGGGUACUUUGGUCCUCGGGACUGGAGACGCCAAGGGCGGACAGUUCAACGACCUCGGAUUCCUCGGGUGCGUCAAGUUGGCGGUUGAGAGAGGGUGGAAGGUCGAGCUCUGGACGUGGAGGAAGGGGACGAGCAGGAUGUGGAGGGAAGAAGCGAAGAGGAUGGGUUGGGGUAGGCGGCAGUUCAAGAUCUGCGAGUUGGACGAUUGGGUCGAGGAGGUCGUCAUGGAAAAGGAGUCGAGUGGGAAGAGGUCGAGGAGGAGGUGAUUCGUGGUGGAUGUCGUAUUGCGGUAGCACGUUAUGUAGGAAAUUCUCCGUCAUGUACCAGAAUUACACUACCCACCGAAACCAAUGCCAGUGUCCAAACACCCAACGAAAGCGC
This is a messenger RNA of Filobasidium floriforme, 2625 nucleotides long. RefSeq lists its product as uncharacterized. The transcript is spliced from 2 exons. The coding region runs from base 291 to 2510 and encodes 739 amino acids. The record is from RefSeq and is a predicted model, not a curated record. NCBI's taxonomy places the organism in Eukaryota, Fungi, Basidiomycota, Tremellomycetes, Filobasidiales, Filobasidiaceae.